AUGGCUUCCAAUUCUCUUUAUGAUAUGCUUGUAAAUGACUCUGACUUCUCUGAAUCUGAUGAUAAUUUGGAGAUGCUCAAAGCUAUUACUAUGGAUGAAAAACUACUAGAUAGUGAGAUAGGAUCAAGCUCACGUUGUGGUUCUGAUGUUCGGAUGAAGCGUUCACUUUUUCUUCGAAUUCAAGCUGCAGUAGAAGCACAUGACCCAUACUUUCUUCAAAAAAGAAAUUGUGCUGGAAAGCUUGGUUUGUCUUCUCUUCAGAAGAUAACUGUUGCACUUAGGAUGCUUGCUUAUGGAGUAGCCACUGAUUUUAUGGACGAAUAUGUGAGAAUUGGAGAAAGCACUGCAAUAGAAAGUUUAAAAUAUUUUGUUAAAGCAGUUGAUAUUUUUUCUAAUGAGUAUUUGAGGUCAUCAAACAGCCAUGACAUCGCUAAACUGCUAGUGGUUGGUGAAAGUUGUGGAUUUCCUAGGAUGUUGGGGAGCAUUGAUUGUAUGCAUUGA
Messenger RNA from Camellia sinensis, 501 nucleotides. NCBI's taxonomy places the organism in Eukaryota, Viridiplantae, Streptophyta, Magnoliopsida, Ericales, Theaceae. The record is from RefSeq and is a predicted model, not a curated record.